Molecule: messenger RNA, 399 nt
Organism: Macrosiphum euphorbiae (potato aphid)
Lineage: Eukaryota; Metazoa; Arthropoda; Insecta; Hemiptera; Aphididae
Source: the annotation of a GenBank genome assembly
AUGAGAAAUGGUGUUCUUGAAGAUGUUCUUAAUAUAAUGAAAUUGAAUGGAGAUGGCUUGCAGGACUAUCAAAAAUUAACAGUUUUAAUGUUUGAUGAAGUUAAAAUUUCAACUACCAUGGAAUAUGAUGUUCUUCGAGAUGAAGUUGUGGGCCCUCAUUCUCAAAUACAAGUGGUUAUGGCAAGAGGCGUGGCGUCAUCAUGGAAACAACCUAUUUACAUAGACUUUGAUAAAAAAAUGACUAAAGAGAUUCUUUUUAAUAUUAUUGAAAAGCUUGAUAAAAUUGGUUUUAAAACAAUUUGCUGUGUAAGUGACUGUGGUGGAGGUAAUGUUGGUUUGUGGAGAGCCUUGGACAUUUCUUAUGAAAAUCCUGUAUUUUCUAUUCCAAAUGGAAGAUAA